Messenger RNA from Abrus precatorius (Indian licorice), 450 nucleotides. Its product is annotated as nudix hydrolase 1. NCBI's taxonomy places the organism in Eukaryota, Viridiplantae, Streptophyta, Magnoliopsida, Fabales, Fabaceae. Bases 1 to 450 code for a protein of 149 amino acids. The record is from RefSeq and is a predicted model, not a curated record. Gene Ontology annotation, cellular component: cytosol. Gene Ontology annotation, biological process: dGTP catabolic process. Gene Ontology annotation, molecular function: 8-oxo-7,8-dihydrodeoxyguanosine triphosphate pyrophosphatase activity. The transcript has 2 exons.
AUGGAGAACAUCGGAGAGUCCCCGGUGCCGGUACCGAAAGUGGCGGUGGCCGUUUUCCUCUUGAAGGGUAGAUCGGUCCUUCUCGGCCGCCGCCGCUCAGCCGUCGGCAACUCCACCUUCGCCCUUCCCGGCGGCCACCUCGAAUUCGGGGAGAGUUUUGAGGAAUGUGCGGCGAGAGAAGUGAAAGAGGAAAGUGGGUUGGUGAUAGGGAAUGCUGAGUUGUUGACAGUGACGAACAACGUGAUGUUGGAUGAACCAAGGAAGUGUCACUAUGUGACUAUCUUCAUGAGGGCAGUGAUGGGUGUGGAUGGAGAAGAACAAGUGCCUCUGAAUCUCGAACCUCAUAAGUGUGAUGGUUGGGAAUGGUAUGAAUGGGAUCAUUUGCCACACCCUUUGUUUCACCCUCUCCACAAAAUGGUCAAAGCAGGUUUUGACCCAUUUCCCCACUGA